Canariomyces notabilis is the source of this 2818-nucleotide messenger RNA. RefSeq lists its product as uncharacterized. The record is from RefSeq and is a predicted model, not a curated record. The transcript has a single exon. The coding region runs from base 125 to 2545 and encodes 806 amino acids. Lineage: Eukaryota; Fungi; Ascomycota; Sordariomycetes; Sordariales; Chaetomiaceae.
UAUAUACCUCAGUCUUCCCGUUUCUUCUCCAGCUAAGAGCGCUUCAUCCACAUCUCAGGCCGAUCCGGAUCAUUCAACACAUCCAAUUGAUAUUUCAAACUCGUUGAUUCGCCCAUCUCUCGCCAUGCCUCCCAGUACUUUGUUCGAAUGGGUGGUCGGACAGAAAGUGCCCAAAAAGAAGCAAUCCUCAAGGCGCGACCUCAUCAAUGUCGAACUCGCUACCGACGAUGAAGAUGAGACCAACAUCGUCACAGUAACCUACCCACGCGAGCUUCACUCCAAGAAGAAAAACGAAGAGAGCACAGUAUCCAAGCCCGACAAUGGCCCAAAAGGCAAGAAAGUCAGCUUCGAGGACAAGCCGCUCAAGUCUGCUUUGAAGAAACCUACCCCUUCGUCCCCGGAGGAAGCCUCAUCUGAGCCUGGGAGCGAAGAGUCUGAAACGGAGAGUAGUGCUGUCGAGAGCAGCGACGACUCCGAGCCUCAGCCUCGGAAACGCAUCAAGAAAACGAAGGCAAAGAGAAAGAAAAAGAGACUGGCGAAAUCGAAGAGAUGUGGCAAAAAGACAAGUAACAACUCUGACUCAGAUUCCGACUCGGACUCAGAGUCAAGCUCAGAUGGGAGUUCGCACAAGGACUGCUCUUGUGUAUGCUGUACCGAAGGGAAAUUGCUGCUGGUAAAAGCAGUCAAAGUGGCUGCCAAGUGCAAGGAUGUGUCGCCAGAGCGAAAAGACAAGGAGAGCAAGAAGAAAAAGAAGAAGUGCAAGAAACAGAAGAAAAGGAAGUCUGCCAAGGAUGCCGCCAAGAAGAGAGCUAAGAAACCGGCCGAGAGUGAGACGGAUACGGAUACUGACACCGAAGCAACUGCGGAUAGCAGUGACACGGCUGCGGACAACACUGACACAAGCGCGGAAGACACCGGGUCGACUGGGGUUGAAGACUCGUCUGGAGCUGAGUCGGGUGAUGAGUCGUCAGCGCCCGAGACUGAUGAGGAGGCUAAGCCAGAGCCGCCUGCGAAGAACAAGAAAAACAACAAAAAGAAGAGUAAGAAAGAUGGGAAGGGAGCGAGCAGUGGCAACUCGGAUGCCAAAAGUGAAGGACAGCCCAAGAACGAUAAGGGCCAAGAUGGUGAUGCAGCAUCUAACAAGAAUGGAAAGAAAUCCAACGACGGAGCUAAUCACGAAGCCAAUGGUACAUCGAAGGAUGAGACCAAAGGAAAGGAGGGCAAGCCCGACUCCAAAACGAAUGGGGAGACGUCGAAAGAUGGCAAUGCAGCGGUCAAUGAGACCUCGUCCAAGAAGAACGACUCCGGCAAUGGAUCGAGAAAGGACUCGCCAAGAGACUUUGGAGCACGUCAUCCACAGAAAAUCAUGUCUCCACGGGAGCGGCUUCUCCAGUUGGAGCACGUGGUCGAAGAUCCCAGACACGACCCUCCUCCCAACUCCUAUUUCGACAAGGACCGUGGAGUCUGUCGCGUCUAUCACGGGCCCUACUGGGGAGGACCGUAUGGCCCCCCUAAUCCCAUCGCUGGACCACAUUACCCGAUACACCCUGGUCCGCCUGCUCUGCCUUUCAAUCCGUAUCCGCCGCCGGCCUUCUUGCCACCUCACCAGAGGGCAACCGGACCGCCGGUGACAGGCUAUCCACCGUACCCAACCUGGGAAGGCCCUUCGCAUCACCACGUGCCGUUUCCAACUCCGAACAAUCGCCAGCCAGCGCCGGCUCGUUCUGGCAGUCAAGCGCAAACACCAAAAACACCGAAAGCUGCAGUCCCGGGGGUCCCUGCCAAUUCCAAGGAAGGAGACCCUCUUGCCGGCUUUUCCCUCACCCCGCUCAAGGGCUCUUGGAACGGCGGGCAACAGACAGAGGUCAAAGAGAACGAAAAGGCCAAGGACGGAAACACGACAAGCAACAGUAACCGUCCCUGGUCCAACUUCAAAUCUGCCAAAGGAACCGGCAUCAAGUGGAACUCGCCCGGACCGAGCGGCUGGGUGAGGGAAGGGGGCACCAAGGAUAAGAACGAAAGCGACCAGAACAAUGCGGGCAACGACACCAACUUCUGGGACAACACCAACAACUGGGACAACAACAAUAACUGGGACAACAACAAUAACGGGGACAACAACAAUAACCCCACCCCUUCAUCGCCGGCGCACCUUUGGCAACAAAACCCCUCCCUCAAGGACGGAACAGGCCGCUCCCGUUCCAAGCACAGCAGAUCCAGCAGACGCGCAACCGUCACCGAUACGGUCGAGGCCAAUGAUAAUAAUCAACAUACCGAAGAAACCGCUCAGCAUACCACUCAUCCAGAGAUGAUGCCCGGAAGCUGGUGUAAUGGGGCUGACGGCAACGAUAACAACAAUGACAAUAAUAACAACAACAACAACAACAACAAUGAUUACGACAACGGAAACUGGGAUUGGGGCAACAACGAAAACAACGACAACACCGGAGACAAUACCAACAACAACAACAACGAGGACACCAACUGGGGAACAGCAGCCACCGACUGGGCCGAUCCGUCCGCCGCUCAAAGUGGCACGUGGUAGGCACGCUCGGUACCACUUUCUGCGCGGCAGAGGCCGACGACGGGGUUCGCAAUUGCGGGACGGAAAGAAAGAGGAUCCUUCUUCAUGGAAUGCGCGGUGGUGGCGGCUGGUCUUUUGGCCUGGCUUUGGCUUUGGGAUGGUGAGCAUCAUCAUCGGUAGGGUUGCCUGAUGGACGGAUGAUUGCCUACCGGGAGGGUGACCAGAGCGACUAGACUAGGCUUGCCUGCUAAUUUCAUCGCUCGGCAUGGGCGAGAGGACAGGAUCGGGCGUGGA